CCUAUCGCUGGUGAAAGCCCAUCCUGCUCUCGUUUGCUUACCUCCAAUCCUCCUCGUGCGCUUCCUUCGCCCUCCUCGCAGUGUCUCAUUUCCGGGCCAGCAAUGGCGGCAUCAGCGUCAGACCAGCCCUCAGCAACUACGCCAGCGCAGAAUGCAUCCUCCCAAGGAGGCUCGCGGCCGGGCAGUGGCUACGAAGCAAGAGCAGCAAGUCCCGUUGAGAUGAGGACAUUACAAACACCCACAUUGGAACCAUCGUCCACGAACGCGGCUAGGCAACCCCCGGAAUCCACUCCGAAUCCUUCUGCAACAGAGGAGACUGCAUCUCAAUUGCAAGAUGCGCCGCUACCGCACACUUCACAGCCGGUAUCCGAGUCAAUAGCGCCCUCAAGCACCUCAAAACCAUUCCCUCCUACCGAUCUCUCCCGUAGCGAAACCGAAGCAAUUGGCUCUUCGACAGAUACUCCGGGCACAAAUCCGGACCCUUACAGUGGCCCGGUUGUCGUAAUAACACUGCUCCUCACUACUGGCGCGCGGCAUCCGUACAAGAUUGAUGAGAAGUAUCUGAAGAAGCGAAAUGUAAACGUCGAUGCCAUGGACCCUUAUAAUAUCAGCGUAUACACGCUGAAGGAGUUAAUAUGGAGGGACUGGCGGGAGGAAUGGGAGCCACGGCCUACAUCUCCUAGCUCAAUACGACUGAUACACUUCGGCCGGAUGCUGGAUGACAAGUCGCCACUGAAAGAAUGCCGAUUCCAGACCGAAGCCCCAAAUGUCGUACACAUGACAGUCAAGCCCCAAGAGGUCGUCGACGAAGAAGACGCCAAGACCGGAAAAGGCGGGGGGAGAAGAGACGGCGAGGAGGAGGUCCACGCUGGAUGCCGUUGCGUUAUUCUCUAGAUGAGCUUGCAAGCAUCCGAGUCCCGCUCCGCUGAUACAUUUGCAGCAAGAUGCAGCAAGAUGCAGCAAGAUGCAGGCAUUUGCGCCUUCGGAGUCGGCUUCCUUCAGACCAUCGCGACGCUUCAAAAGAGACUCGGGGAUAAUCAGUACCAUGGGACUGCUCGGAAUAUCGACAUGAUUGCGGGAAGGAUAGCAGAGACACGACUCCAACUGAUCAAGCAAGCACCG
This is a messenger RNA of Lindgomyces ingoldianus, 1122 nucleotides long. RefSeq names its product ubiquitin-like protein. The record is from RefSeq and is a predicted model, not a curated record. The coding region runs from base 103 to 894 and encodes 263 amino acids. The transcript is spliced from 3 exons. NCBI's taxonomy places the organism in Eukaryota, Fungi, Ascomycota, Dothideomycetes, Pleosporales, Lindgomycetaceae.